Oppiella nova is the source of this 1125-nucleotide messenger RNA. The record is from the annotation of a GenBank genome assembly. NCBI's taxonomy places the organism in Eukaryota, Metazoa, Arthropoda, Arachnida, Sarcoptiformes, Oppiidae.
AUGGAUUCAAACAAUCAAAUGCCACAACCGAUUGCUACCCCUUCGACGUGUAUCUCAUACAACCAAACAUUCGUUGAGAUAUCAUUGCAAGGAAAGGGUGGGUUUGGGACGGUAUAUAAAGUGAAGCACAAAUUGACUGGUCAGAUAUCUGCCAUUAAAAAGAUCGAAUUAAAAGUUCACGAGAACAGUAUUCACAAUAAAACUAAAUACAAACACACGCCAGACGCGGGAGACUAUAGAUAUAUGGCGCCCGAAAAUCUUCAGGAGUUCCUGGAUGUAACUGGAUUAGACCCAGAGAUUAAUAUCACUCCCUGGCCAUACACCUUUGACAAUGAUUUACAAGUAAAUAAGGCAACAAUACUGCGAUCCGGGGGUUCCCGAUACUUCUCUAUGGACUCCAAUCCCAGGGGUCGGGCUAUUGUUUUUGUGACCGUCGAUGGCUUGGACGUCGAGAUAAUGAGAUGGAAAUCCAUUUUCGAACAGUUAGGCUUCCAAUACGAGGUGUAUCGAGAGGCCCCGUUCUCUCAGAUAAGGGAUGUGCUGUUGGGGGUGUCGUGUCAGCGGUUUGACGCCGACGCCCUUUUUAUCAUGUUUAUCGGCGGCCUAUAUAACGGUAAACUCCGCGGGAGUGGCGACCGAUCGGACAAUGAGAUGUCGGUCACGGAAAUUGUGGACAUGUUUUGCGAAAGCAAUUGUGUGUCACUUAGAAAUAAACCAAAAAUGUUUGUUUUCAACACUUGCCGCAUGAGUACGGAUGUGGGAAAGGGUGGCCAACAUAUAGAAAGUGAUAUACAAAUGGAAAAUUUGCGCAAAAAUGUCAAUCAGCGCACCUAUGUCAUUUAUGCGCUCUCUAAAUCUGUGAAUUCAUGGCUUAAUCACGCGGAGGGUAUAACACUAUUUGGACAGGCAUUCAGUUAUACAAUAGCGCAGUACGCUUGUAACAUGCAUCUCACUGAUUUGGUUAACCUGACACGUAAACGACUGGCGUAUGAGCAGGGUGAUAGUGACCCGCAAAUAGUAAUGGACUCCGUAGACAUAUUGAGACAGAUAUAUUUCAAUCCGGGUCUUUAUAAGAGACAAAUAAAUUUCAAUUAAAAAAUUUAUAUUAUUAUACAAUGUAGGUGU